AAAACGCGUAACAUUAGAGUCGUAUUAGCAUCCGAUACUACGAAUAACAAAUCCGAUAUAAACCAAGUGUUUCCGUAUUGCGUGGUAUUCUGAAUUUCUCUCCACUUGUGGAACGUUGAUCAGUUUUUAUCUUUUAACUAGAGUUUUAAAUUAAGUUUUAAUCAUGAUCAAGUUUGUGUUUGUGCUUUUUGCCUUCGCAAUACUAGCUGAAGGUCUGCCAGCUUUUCCAAGAGAUUUGGCAGAAGCUGCGAGAAUCGAGAACUGGGAGCAAUUUCAAAAACUAUUGGGGCUGAGCUCGCUUGGUGUUAACUGGCCGCCAGCUUUGGCAGGCAGCGUGGAGUCUUUGAGGCCCAGCGAAGGGGCUCAUGUCUACGGUCAUUCCGUCUCCGCGUACAAAAACUGGAGCAAUGACAACGGGAACAUAUCCGAAGACGGCAAGGGUAUCGAGAUCGAAAACAAUGAUGGCCUGGUUUCUAAACGCAUCUUCAGACCUUAACAGCUUAACUUAUUAGUUAUCAGUUAUUACCAUCUUACUUCACGCGAGAGACUUUUGUGACCUUGGGAUGUUGCUUCAAGGUAGCCAUACUUUAACAGUAAAACCUCGCAAAACGGAGCGUAUUUGUAAAGGGCUUCCGAGACGACCAAGCGAGCGUCUCAAGCUAUUGAACAAGUCAAGCAAAACAAAAAAUAAAUCACGUGCUUGCCAUCAAGCUACUUGACCGUUUCGAAGCCCUUUACCACGAGUUUGCACAUGGCGUUCCAAAAUGGAUGGUUUGCACCAAAAUCAUUAAACAUGAAUGUUUGACAGGACGAAUCUUAUAACUUGUUUUUAACCCCCGACCGAAAAAAGGGGUGUUAUAAGUUUGACGUGUGUAUCUGAGUAUCUGUUUGUAACAUCGUAGCACCUAAACUAAUG
Molecule: messenger RNA, 916 nt
Organism: Maniola jurtina (meadow brown)
Lineage: Eukaryota; Metazoa; Arthropoda; Insecta; Lepidoptera; Nymphalidae
Exons: 4
Coding region: 164-496 (110 amino acids)
Source: RefSeq, a predicted model, not a curated record